UUUUUUUAAUUUAACAAAUCGGUUGCAAAUGGAAGAUUCUGAAAACGACAAAGUCUGUAAUAAUGACGAAAGUGAAGAUGAGGAAAUGGAUAUACCUGCAGAAGACGUCAAGGAAAUGGAGAAAAUGAAUUUUGAUUUUGAGGCAUUUCCGCCCUCUGAAGAAGAUAUUGAAGGAUUAGAAAAUUUACUCGCACAGAUAUUUUUACGUGCUGAAAUUAAUCGGAAAGAAUUGGCUGAUUCAAUAAUUAAAAUAAGCCCGUUUGGUUGUAUUUAUAAACCAGCAGAAGAAUGCGAGGAUGAUGAGUCUCCAUCCAUAGUUUGUGGUGUUCUAUCAAUUGUUGGAUUGACUGGCACAGAGAAACAUUUUGCUGAUGUUUCCAACUUUGUUUUACAACGAGCAAAGAAAUUCGCAACUGGAAGUGUUUUUAAACAAUUUGAAAAAUUUUUGCGGGGAACUGAUGAAGGCAGUGGAGAUCCACAAUUAAAAGCUGGAUUUUUGAUUAAUGAACGUUUGUUACAAUUUCCAGUUCAGAUUUCAGCUCCGGCAUUUGCUUCACUUUAUGAACAUCAAAGUUCUGAAGGGAUUCAAUCUCAGAACAAGAAGCUUGGAAAGGCUGAACGUCGUAGAUUAGCUGCCAACACUUGUGAUAUAAUUUUUGAUAAUCCUGAAGAGGAAUUGCUUUUUACGAUGCAACAACAUUUCCCUUAUUUCCAAUAUCCUGUUGAAUCUGAAGUAGAAAGUACAUCACGUUUUGGUUGUUUUCGACGGAAUGGACAAGUGUAUAGGCCUUAUCGUCGAGCUUGUUUACUUUCUGAAGAACAAUUUUUACAGUUUGUUCAGCUAGUAUUAAAUUCUUCGUUUUAA
Meloidogyne enterolobii is the source of this 865-nucleotide messenger RNA. Lineage: Eukaryota; Metazoa; Nematoda; Chromadorea; Rhabditida; Meloidogynidae. The record is from the annotation of a GenBank genome assembly.